CUUUCUUCCUCGCUUCUCCGCUCUCUCGGUGAAAGGGAAGGUACUUCUCUCACGGGCGUGUUGGGUCAGGCUUCCAACCCUUUCCUCCGAUUAUAAAUGUGCAGAGCAUUCGCGAGCCUCAGCCAAAGCUAUAAACUUCAACCGGCCACAAGAGUGUGCACGUGAGGUGACUGCAAUUUUUUCCUGCCAAACCAGAAUUAGCCGGUAUAGGAAUGAACGAGCGUGGAGAUUUGAAAUUGCACCGAUUGGAAGAAAGCCCGAGUUAGGUUCGGGCACCUCCAAACGUACCCUUUUUAAAGCCACACAGGACUGAGGCCUGGAGCUCGGAGCUCCACGACACGCUCACCUGGCCUGGCAGCGAGCGGCAGAGGGGCCCCGGGCGCCGGGCGCCGAGCGCACGGAGCCGGCCGGAGAGCCGAGCCGCAGCCCCCGGCAUCUCCAUCCAGGAUGCUGGGCGACAUUGCAACAAAUCUCUACGCCCAGCCUCUCAGGGGGCUCCGAGGAAAACUGCAAGUUCGCGGAUCCGGGCCGGGAGCCGAGUGAGGCCGCAGCCCCGCGGGCUGCGGGCGAAAAUCUUGGAAAAUGUAUACAAGUCAUGAAGAUAUUGGGUAUGAUUUUGAAGACGACCCCAAAGAUAAGAAGACGCUUAAGCCCCACCCAAACAUUGACAGUGGGUGGGCUUGGAUGGUGGUUCUUUCCUCCUUCUUCGUGCACAUCCUCAUCAUGGGCUCCCAGAUGGCCCUGGGAGUCCUCAACGUGGAGUGGCUUGAAGAAUUCCACCAGAGCCGCGGCCUGACUGCAUGGGUCAGCUCCCUCAGCAUGGGCAUCACCUUGAUUGUGGGACCUUUCAUCGGCUUGUUUAUUAACACCUGUGGGUGUCGCCGGACCGCAAUAAUUGGAGGGCUGGUGAACUCCCUCGGCUGGGUAUUGAGUGCCUAUGCAGCAAACGUGCAUUAUCUCUUUAUCACCUUUGGAGUGACAGCUGGCUUUGGAAGCGGGAUGGCCUACCUGCCGGCUGUGGUCAUGGUGGGAAGGUACUUUCAGAAGAGACGCGCCCUUGCCCAGGGCCUCAGCACCACCGGGACGGGGUUUGGCACCUUCCUCAUGACGGUUUUGCUCAAGUACCUGUGCGCGGAGUACGGUUGGCGGAACGCGAUGUUCAUCCAAGGCGCUGUGUCCUUGAACUUGUGUGUUUGCGGGGCGCUCAUGAGGCCCCUCUCUCCUGGGAAGGAGCUCAACGACGACGGUGGAGGGAAGGAUCCACAGGUGGUCCCGGCUCAGUCCCCUGGAUCCAAGUCAAGCGGACAGUUGGACGGAGCAGAAGAGAAGGGUGGCGGGCCCGGGAACGAGGAGACCCUCGGGGACCUCCCCGCCCAGGCGGGCCAAGAGAAGGCAGGGCACGGCCAGAACAUGGGCGCCUUUCGGGUCCUGAAGACCGCGAGCCAGCUGACCAGGAGGGUCAAGAAGGGCUUCCGAGCCUGGUACUUGGGCUAUUUUGGAGCAGCCUCGCUCUUCACUAAUCGGAUGUUUGUCGCCUUCGUUUUCUGGGCUCUGUUUGCCUACAGCAGCUUUGUCGUCCCCUUCAUCCACCUCCCAGAAAUAGUCAAUUUGUAUAAUUUAUCCGAGCAAAACGAUGUUUUCCCUCUGACCUCAAUUAUAGCAAUAGUGCAUAUCUUUGCAAAAGUGAUCCUGGGCGUUGUGGCCGACUUACCUUGCAUCAGCGUUUGGAAUGUCUUCCUGAUGGCCAACUUCACCCUCGUCCUCAGUAUUUUCAUCCUGCCGCUGGUGCACACGUACGCCGGCCUGGCGGUCAUCUGCGCCCUGAUAGGGUUUUCCAGUGGUUAUUUCUCCCUGAUGCCCGUAGUGACUGAAGACUUGGUUGGGAUCGAGCGCCUGGCCAACGCCUACGGCAUCAUCAUCUGUGCCAAUGGCAUUUCCGCGCUGCUCGGGCCACCGUUUGCAGGUUGGAUCUAUGACAUCACAGAAAAAUACGAUUUUUCCUUCUAUAUAUGUGGCUUACUCUACAUGGUAGGAAUACUCUUUUUACUUAUUCAACCGUGUAUUCAAAUUAUCGAACAAUCCAGAAAAAAAUACAUGGAUGGCACACGUGUUUAGUGUCAUGUUAUGUUUCCCGUAAGAUUUCUCUGUGGUACCCACGCCUACCUCACAUGAUUGCUGUGAGGAGCCUGUGACAUUGUGGGGAAGGGCUUUGGAUGGUAACUGGCACUGUCUUUUGUAAAUGCCAUAGUCGUGACUUCGUUCGAAAGCAGCACUGCCUUUCCGUUUGGGGAGAAGCAAUGCUGGGAGGUAUUAAAGCCUGCAUAUGUCUUAGAGAAGACAAUGUCCUUCGAAGACACCCUAUUAAAUAGUCGGUAGAAAUGCCCUUACAAAAACUAUUCUCUCUCAUCAUCCCCUGGGACUAAGGUUUUAGCUACAGCUUUUGAAACAAACAUGGGGAAUAAAAUCUUUUCAACUCAACUACUCUUUGUAAGGUGGAAAUUAACCAAAUGCUUUUGGAAAGCUUACAGAGGACUGGGUUUCAAGCACAAGAGUAUAACUAGGUUUCAGAACUUGUUACAGGGAGCUGUUGAUCUACUAGUGAAAAGCAGGCUCUAAUUUCAAAAGUAAUACCUUUAGUACAAUCAGAGAAACACAGGUUAUAUUUUUAUGAAAGAAUCCUGCAGCUGGGGAGUACGGUUUCUAAAUCUUCCUCUAAGAAAAUCAUCUGCCGUCAAUCCUAAUUCAAUAUCUAGCUAUAAACUGAACCUUAAGACAAAAUGUAGAUAAAUAAUAAUGAUUUCCUUAGUGAGAGUUCGUAUUUGUCACACAAACAUUGAAUCAAGGGCUAUGAUUCAAGCACUUUUAUUCAUAUCAUUGGCCUCUUCGUUUUGGGGGCAUGAUCUGGGGUUUAUAAAAAAAAAAAAAUUUCUGGAUUUCUCCCACCCAAUAAAUCAAGCAGAGAAGUAAUUGCUGGCUGGUAUCUAAAGCUGGCAGUUAAUCAUUUUUAAAGUGUGUUACUAAUCCAAAAUGUGAGACUAUCAAAUUGUGAGGUUCAUAAACAGAAUUCCCUUAGUCUAGAUGUCUGUGCACCUGACAAUGGAGUAGUGCUAACCAGUAGCCCUUCUCCAGAGUCUCUUGUUAGGGAGACAGUUCAUUUGCCUGAGCUCGUCGAGGUUCCAAAAAUAGUUCUCUUGACUGAUUUCGUGCACAAAAGAUAACUGUGGUCCAUGACAUCAAAUAAUGCUCUUCCUUUAUCUGAGAUGUUUAUUUUUCUAAGCCAGAACAGUUUUCGGACUACAGAAUGUUCUUCCCAGAUUUUGAAAUUUCUGGCCGCCUUAUUUGUUUACACAUAUUUUAGAACCGUGUAAAUUUCUACUUACAAUUUGCUCCUCACACACGUAAAAAUCCUUUAAUAUCAUUGCCCAAUGUCUUGGGUCAAAUUUAUCUAAAGUGAGCACAGACCAUUCUGUUAUCCUUGGUAAUUAGAAGCAGGGACAGUACUAACAAUUGGAAUCACAGAAUGUUACCCCAAGUUUCGUUUUAGCCAAUAGUUUCAGGUUUUUCCUCCACCAAAUGCUUCAGAGCUGUUGACAAGGGAUUACGGGGACUAAUUUCCUUUUUGCUUUGUCUCCAUUAUUUCCUGUUCCGAUGUCUCGUGGGAGGAGUUGUGUGAUUAAAGGGACCACCAAAAUCACAAUAAUAAUAAAAGGCAGCUAAUGGAAAGGAGAAACAAAAGCAUAGUUAGUAUGCACACUCAAUAUUACCUCUAAUGACUCAAGAAUCGCCUGUAAAUUGUUAUAGAUAAUAAAUCGCAUGCAUACUUCAUUUGGUUCAACACAACGACCUAUUUGUUAUCAUUACAGCUUUGGCUGCUGUUUAAGAAUCCAGCUGUCUAUUUUGAUAAAGGUAUUCUUAAAUCCUGAGGCAAUGCUCUAUCUCUCUAUAUGUAUUUACUGUAAUAUCAGAUAACUAGAUUGAGAAAAAAAAAAACAAAACUUGUUUUAAAACUGACUACAAGCCUUCCAUUACUUUCAUGUUCAGACAACACCAAAUUAACAAGAGGCGGUGUUCAGUAUUUUGAAUGGUGCUAUAGACCAUGCAUUUUGAUGUUCACACUGCUGGCUGUGCAUCAUAAACAUGAACUUUUUAUCCAGUUCCCCAGCUUUCGUUACACCCGAGUUAGACCCGCUGAGGUGCAGUUCAUACAGCUGUUUGUUGACUUUCUGCAUUUGUGGAAGGGUGAUUUCUACCAAAUCAGAAGUUCCCAUUUUACAAAAACAGUAAAACCUGCUUGCAGCGUUCAUGUGGACAACAGAAUAAAAGAGAAUGCCAUGAAGAAUUACAGCAAACAUAUUAACACUUCCUGUUUAAACUAUGUUAUUAUUCACAGUUGACAAUAUUAUAAAUGGUUCAUUGUAUAUUUAUACCACGUGCUUUAUAGCGUUCCCCCUCCCCCACACACAUAUCCAAGCGACUUUUAUUUACAUAAGAUGAAAUAAAUUUUGUCCUCUUUAAA
Molecule: messenger RNA, 4516 nt
Organism: Neofelis nebulosa (Clouded leopard)
Lineage: Eukaryota; Metazoa; Chordata; Mammalia; Carnivora; Felidae
Gene: SLC16A14
Product: solute carrier family 16 member 14
Exons: 5
Coding region: 583-2115 (510 amino acids)
Biological process (GO): monocarboxylic acid transport; transmembrane transport
Molecular function (GO): monocarboxylic acid transmembrane transporter activity
Source: RefSeq, a predicted model, not a curated record